Molecule: messenger RNA, 699 nt
Organism: Caenorhabditis remanei
Lineage: Eukaryota; Metazoa; Nematoda; Chromadorea; Rhabditida; Rhabditidae
Exons: 5
Coding region: 1-699 (232 amino acids)
Cellular component (GO): membrane
Molecular function (GO): ubiquitin binding
Source: RefSeq, a predicted model, not a curated record
AUGCCACUACUCGCCUUCCCAGAAGGAAUUAUUACGAGUGGAGAAAAGGCGUUGAUCAAGUUUAAUACCUGGUGUUUCGAGGUGUCGCCUAUCGUCCAACCAGUUUCCGUCCGUGUCUGGCGUCCGUAUCCAUGGAAAAUCGCCGUCUCGGUACUCGGUUCCACGUGGUGGACUGAUCUCUUCUACUUUUUCGCCCUCCCAUUCACAGUCAUCUCUGUUGAAUAUUUGCCGAAAAUGGAGAAGAGAAAUGAGGAAUCACUCGAAGAAUUCACGAAUCGCGUCGCCGAGACUCUCGCCAAAAAUCUCAAAAUUUCCGUGUCGAAAUUCGGAAUUUCAGACGCUUCGGAGGCGGCGAAACGAAUGAGAACCGAUAGGGAGAGAGCAAGAAAAGUCGUCGUCAAGGAGAAGACGACGCCCCGACUAAUCGACGCCCGUCAAAUGGAUGAAUGUGCGAUGAGAAUCAAACAAUCAUUUCCCUCAUUCCAUUUGUCUGCAAUUCGACGUGAUCUGGAGAAGACUCGUAGUCAAACGGCCACUGUUAACAAUUUGAAAACCGGAAAAAUCGCCGUCUCGGAUACCGAUGGACACACUGGAAAGGUAACAUUGGACGCCUCCUCUUGGCGUGGAGUAUUCGACAACCGAAAAUGGCAAAUGAUCGAGUCAAACCGUCAGAAGUACAUGAAUCGUGAUGAUAAUUAA